This is a messenger RNA of Plectropomus leopardus (leopard coralgrouper), 4535 nucleotides long. The record is from RefSeq and is a predicted model, not a curated record. Lineage: Eukaryota; Metazoa; Chordata; Actinopteri; Perciformes; Serranidae.
GGCAGAAAGACAAAGUUUUCUUCUCCAAUUCCACACGAGCUGUAGGCUCAUGUAUGACGGAGCUGGACAGCUGGGUGACCGACUGCAGGAAGCGUCUCUGCUGCAGCUGUUAGCCAAAGUGACUCCACAGUCUGUGAUGGAAACACCAGAAGCCUGCUCGCUUUACUGGAGGAAGUCCAGCUCUCCUCCGGGUCUGCUGGCUGCAACUUCUCGUCGACACACCACUUCAGAGUGUUUCGGACUGGAUACGAAAAGCAGCACAACAUGGCUCUCCUGCAAUUUCUACCGCUGUUUCUUCACGUGUGCCUCCUCAGCUGGAGCGCGUGGGCCAAGGUGGAGCUGACUAUGCAUGAGAGUGUUGAGGUGUACCUGGGUGACUCGGCUAAGAUCGCCUGCCAGUACAGCUUCACUGACGCCAGCAGCGAGCCCAGCUUUGUCAUGAUCCAGUGGUUUGUGAGAGCUGUGGGUAACAGCUCGCGGAUGAGGAUCUUCUACGGUGACGGCAGUCAGCAGACGGUGGACAACAACACGGACUACACCGGUCGCAUCGAGGUGACUUCAGACCAGCAGGGAACUCAACUCAUCAUCCAGGAUGUGCAGCUUCAUGACGAGAGGGAAUUCUUCUGCCAGGUUAACGGGCUGGCUGCCGGGAACGCCGAGGGCAAGACUCACCUCAGAGUGUUUGCUCCUCCAGAGGCUCCAGUGAUCGAGGGAGUCCUGAGUGGAAUAUCUGUGACGAAUGAGGUGCCAUCUAAGGUUGCAUCAUGUGAGGCUCGGAACGGCUUCCCAAAACCCAACAUCACCUGGUACAAGAACAACACGCCGCUGAUGUCUGCACCAGGACAUGUGAACGUGCUGAUCCUGGUGACACGAGAGUCCAGCGGCUUCUACUCCGUCCAGAGCACACUGGAGUACAAGGUGAUGAAGGACGACAAGGAUGCCCAUUUCUCCUGUGAGGUCAGCUUUUUUGUCCCGGGAGCCAUCAGGACAGUGGAGUCCAACAGCAUCAACAUCACUGUUCACUACCCCACCACCAUGGUGGAGCUGUGGAAGGAGUCGCCCCAGGGCUUGGUCAAAGAGGGGGAUACUGUGGAGCUGCGUUGCCAGGGUGAUGGCAACCCCCCGCCGCCCUUCAUUUUCAACAGAGAACAAGAGCCGGAUGUGGAAUUGGAGAGCAGCGGCGAUGUGUUGAUGCUGCCACCAGUGUCACGUAAAGACAGCGGCAUCUACCAGUGUCGCCCGCUGGACAUCGACAGCCACUCUGAUGUCAAAGGAGAAAUGCAGCUCACUGUGCACUAUUUGGAUCCAGCUGUGGUUGUACCUAAAGACUCAGAAGUUAUGCUCAAAGGAGAAGAUCUGACUGCAACCUGCAACGCUCUGUCCUCCCUGAAAACAUCCACUGCCUGGUACAAGGAUGGAAAGCAGGUGGGUACGGGGAACACAUUGCACCUGACAGACGCCAACUACGACACAUCAGGAGAGUACAUAUGUGAGGUGACCGUUCCCUCCCUGCCCGCCCUGCACACCAGCGGCUCUGUCCACAUCAUCGUCCAAGGUGGUCCCCAGCUGGUAGGAGCGGAGCAGGAGGUGCAGCUGACGGAGGCGACAGGAAGGAUGGUGAACCUGAGCUGUGAGGUUCAGGGUCAUCCACAGCCCAGCAUCUCCUGGAACAUCAUCGGCAGCCAGAACUGGCAAGAAGUGGUGAACAAGGCCACCGAGCACAUGACCCACAGCGUGGUGUCAGUCAAAGUCACCUCGGACAUCAGCGCUGUGUGCAACGCUUCCAAUGACAUGGGCACCGAAGUGAAGGCUUUCAGCAUCAAAGCUAUUCCCAGAGUCACCUCGGCUGCUCCCUUCUCUCCCGCUGAGGGCAGUGGGGUGAUCAUCGUGGUGAUCAUACUGUGUCUGCUGCUGCUGGCCGUCCUCGGCAGCGUUCUCUACUUCCUGCAUAAGAAGGGGAAGAUCCCCUGUGGACGCUCAGGGAAACAGGAGAUCAGCACCAAAGAGAAGACCACCAAAGACGACAUUGUCGUGGAGAUGAAGACCAACACAAAGAAUGAGGAAGCCGUCCUCCUAAAGGCUGUCAACGGAGACAAAAAGGGCCCUAAUGACCAGUAAAGUCCCUGACGGUCCAGCAGUAAUGCUGCACAGCAGGAGGCAGGACACAUGAAGCCAGCAGUCCGUCAGUGUGUGUGACGCUCCCACUGAUCUGAGACCUGCAGGGUAACACCACCUCACAGUCCGGACAUUCCCCCAUCAUGCUUUGUUCUCAGCAGUAUUCAGUAGAUUUACACAGGAACACAUACACAAAUUACACACACUCAAACACACAGGUAUGUAUGUACAGAUGUGUAUUUUCUUUCGAAUGAAUGUUUGCUUCCUCGACAUUCAGUUUUUGUUUGUACUGUUUCCUCAAACUGUGCUCAGCUCUCAGCUGUUGUUCUGUGUGCGUACGAUGGUGUCUCACGUGCACCGUCACCUUGUUUUUUUUUCAAUGAAAGUGUAUAUAUUAUAUAUAUUUUGUUAUUUAAGAUAUUUUGGCACUCAGAUUUUCAUUUCAUGGUAGCGUCUGGGGUCAUGUGCAUGUUGAUCCCUGUUCAUGGGUCCAGGUGAGUUUUGAGACGGGACACAAUGUCAGAGACCAAACGCCGGCUGCUCCUCUGUGGCGGCUCCUUACUGUCGGUUCAGUCACACUGAGAGAAGGCUUGUCAGUGUGUCUGCUUCACUUUGAUAUUUGAUUGACGCUAAUGUUUGUAUUUUGAAAUUCACCAAAUGCUGAAAAAUGGGGCGUUUCCUCCAAAACUGAUGUCUUAUCUGGUUGGGAAAAUGCUUGAAACGCAGGAUAAUCAUAAAAUCACUUGGACACACUGGCAACCUUCUUUAGCAAACUGCUGUCAAGCCCUUGUACUGUUUGUAAAUAGGUGUAGUGUACAGACCUGCUAGUGGUGGCCUUGGACUGUAACUGAAGGUGAAAAGGUCAAAGGUUAGUGAUCUGCUGUGCCUGUUUUUGCAUCAUACACUGAAUUUGUUUUGUUUCUUUGGUUUGCUCUGUGUGUUUUCUUUGUUUUCACUGAGAGCUCGUUGGGCCCGAAGAAGCGCUCCAGUGUUUGUGUAUGUUUUGAUGUUUACUACUUACGAAACACACGCCGUACUGCUGACCGCUCUGUUUCUAGAGUCGAUGUUUCAGUUAAGUUUUGCUCAGUUUGAGAAGCAGCUGGCAGACUGUUGCAACUUGCUUCACUCAGAUAAUCCAUCACAGGAAACAUUUAGUCUUCUACUCAAAGUUUAAGUAUUCCAGCCACGAUGAUUUACUGCAGAUUGAUUUGAAAAGUCUGCUCUGCAUAAAUCUAUCAUGAAUCUUUAACAACAACACAAAAACACACGGAUGUUCUUCUCUGUGAAGGAUUACUGAACUCAAGCAAGUGAACUGAAUUAACAGCAGCAGCUGCAGAAGGUCAAAACAUCGAAUGUCUUUCUACAGUUUCCCCUCAGUUUGUCGUGUAUUAUCACUACAUUCGAUUAGUGAAACAUUGAAGUCACAGCUAAACAUCUGGGAUUUUUGUAGUUUUUAAAAAGAGAAAUCAGCUUGUUAACAUGCUAAUAUUUCAGGGUUCCACUCAAAAACAAUAUAAUAAUUGUAAAAUAUCAUAAUAUAAUUUGACAUACAGCAUAAGAUUAGAUGAUAGAAACCUUUAGUAAAAAAAAAAGCCAAAAAAAAAAGUAAAAGGAAAAUAAAAACCACCAAAAAAGGUUCCAUUACAAAGUAAGAUUCACAUUAUCUUACAUUAUUCCACCCCCACAACACAACACAAAGAGUUGCAUCUUGGAAAAAAAUAUUUUAAAAUCUUUCAUAUUGUGUACCUUUUUUUUGAGAUCUUUUAGUCUUUCGAGAUUCUUAAAAUAUUUUCAGUAAAUGUUUUAAAAGUAAAAACAGCUAUUAGAAUGUAAUGAUAAUAGAUGAGAGGCACAAACUGGAGCUAAUUUAAAGGAUGCUUAGGAAAAAACAGUGUAUUUAUAGGCUAGUAAAUCAUCUGAAACAUGCAUGAACACUGGUAGCGCUCCCUUCACGGCCCCUGUUGUGAAUAUGAUGUAUACUGAUUGCUCACCGUGUAGGUUUUUGUGAAAAGAGACAUUUUGUUGCUGAGAGCGCUACAUUUGCCCAGAUGACUUGCAACAUUAACAAAGUAGUGAUAUGUUUUCUGUUUUCUUAUUUUUAACCACUGCGCUGAAGUUGUAUAAAUAUCCAGGUACAGGACGUCCUCAGGCAAGAAGUGUCCUCGUGUGCAGGACGACGCUGUCAUUAAUGGUCAGAGAAGCUGCACAAAGCCAUAACACCGACCGCCUGUGCAGUCAAGCAUCUCUGAUUUGACCCGUUAAUCUGCACCUCGUCUUUUCGGUUGAAGUUUAAACUUUAAAUACACUUUUUGUUUGUUCUGGAUUUUUCAUCAGUGGGAAAACAAGUUAACUGAACAUUAUGUUCUGUUUUUUUUUCUAAAUGUGUGUAAAUUAAGUACUGUACAUGUGAUUCUUUGAUG